AUGGAUCAGCUCAUCGCCGGCGCUCGGUUCCCGGCGAAGUGCGUGAAGAACGAGAUCCACAACCUCCUCACCACGCUGCGGUUGACGAAGCACAGGUCGUCGGGGCGGGAGGCGGAGUUUCACGCCAGCUCGCUCGAAGCCUUCCAGAGGCUGUUCGAGGAGCUCACGUACAUCCACGAGCUUCACGAGUUCGACACGGUGGCCUACCUGGGGCCCUUCUUGGAGGUCAUCCAGUCGGACGCCUCCGACGGGCAGAUCACGGGCGUGGCGCUUGACGCAGUGGACAAGUUCGUGUCGUUCGGGCUGAUCCGCCCGGACAGCCCGCGGUGCGGGGAGGCGGUCAACACGCUCGCGUGGGGCGUCAUCAACUGCAGGUUCGUCUCAAGCGCGAACGCCAACGGCGAGGUCGUGCUGCUGAAGAUGGUCGGGCUCAUGAUAGACUGCCUCCGCUGCCCUGCCGGCGACUACCUGGGCGACCUGUGCGUCUGGCACAUGGUCCGGAAGUGCUUCCAGAUCUCGCGGCAGCCGCGCGCGUCGUACUUGCUGCGCUCCUCCGCGGAGGGGGUUCUGCAGCAGAUGGUGCUCACGAUCUUCGGCACGCACAAGGCGCGCGCCCAGAACGUCCGCGUCAGCACCUCGGGCCCCGAGGCGGCGCCCGAGGGCGGCAGCUCCGGGGCGCUGGCGCCGUCGAGGGUGGAGGUCAUGCGCCCGUACGGCUACAAGGCGAUGCAUUUUGUUCUGAGGUUCUUGGCGUUCCUGCUGGCCUACGGCAGGACUGGGAGCGUGCCGCAGAGCGAGAAGGCCAAGGCGCGGCCCCGGAAGGCCCGGCAGCGCUCGCGGUCGCCCGGGUCGCCGCAGGGCAGGCAGAGGGCUCCCAGCGAGGAUGCGGAGCAGCGCGCCGCGUCCCAGCAGCGCUCCUCGUCCCCCCAAGGUCCGGCGCAGCUGGGCCUGUCGGAGGCGCCGAAGAAGCCCGGGAGCGAGGAGGAGCACGUCCACACCCACUGCCUGGGCCUGUCGCUCCUGAACGUUGCCCUGGAGUCCGGCGGAGAGGAGAUCGCGAAGUCCGACGACCUCAUCUCGGUCAUACAGGAUGACAUCUGCAAGUCGCUCCUGCAGAACUCCCGCGCCGACUCUCUCUCGGUGCUGUCUCUCACCUUGCGCGCGAUCUUCAAUUUGUUUCUGAAUUUCAGGAGGCAUCUGAAGGUGCAGCUGGAGAUUUUCUUCACCUCCGUGCACCUGAAAAUCGCGGGCAUGGACUCGGCGUCCUACGAGCAGCGUGAGAUAGCCCUGGAGUCCCUGCUGGAGUUCUGCAGGGAGCCAGAGCUCAUGCUGGAGCUCUUCACGAAUUACGACUGCGACGUGCGCUGCACCAACCUCUUCGAGACGCUGGUGAAGUUCCUUGUCACGCACGCCUUCCCCUCGGACGGCGCGAGUGGCGCCCGGAGCGGGGGCAGCUUCAACUCUCUCCACCGCCUGGCGCUCAGCGGCCUGACCUCGAUCCUCCACUCGGUGGCGCUGCGCUGCGAGCAGCACAGGCACUUCCGGCCCGCCGAGGACGCGCUGCAGCCGCCCGCCCCGCACGGCGCGGAGGCGGCCGAGCCCAGCACGGAGCUGCAGCGCAAGAAGGAGCAGAAGCGGCGGCUGGCCAUGGCCGCCAGGAGCUUCAACAGCGAGCCCUCGAAGUGUAUGCCCGUGCUGCAGCAGCUCGGGCUGGUCUCGAGCCCGCCGACGCCGGAGUCCAUGGCCGAGUUCCUGCGCCACACGCCGCAGCUGGACCUCCGCCAGGUCGGGGAGUACCUGGCCAAGCGCAAGGACUUCAACCAGCAGGUCAACAAGGCCUUCAUGGAGCUCUUCGCGUUCACCGGCCUCGGCAUCGUCGAGGCGCUGCGGGCCGUGCUCGGCGCGUUCCGGCUGCCCGGCGAGGCGCAGCUCAUCGAGAGGCUCAUGGAGAGCUUCGCCACGGCGUUCUUCGUGAACCAGCCCCCGGUGCUGGACGACGGUGAGGACGCCGGGGGAGACGCCGCGGAGGGGGCGAAGAACUCGGACCCGACGAAGGUGACGCGCUGGAUAGCCCGCGAGAAGUCCGCGGAGGAGGUGGCCGAGGCCGAGGGCGUCCGUGAGACGGGCGGCGGCACUGGCGGCCCAGAGGACCCUGGGGCGGACCCGCCCAUGCGGAUGAAGAUGGCGAACUCGGACACUGUCUUCAUCCUCUCGUACGCCAUCAUCAUGCUCAACACGGAUUUGCACAACCCUGGAGUCAAGACCAAGAUGUCUUUCGAGGCGUUCGUCCGAAACAACCGUGGCAUAGACAACGGCAAGAACGUCCCCGAGUUUUUCCUGCAGGACAUCUACGAGGCAAUCAGGGACGACGAGAUCCGCUUGCACGGGGACGCCCCGCUGGAGGGCGCGGAGGCGCACGACGAGGUGGUGGACGACUUCUUCUGGGAGGGCAUCCUGCGACGCAGCGAGAGCAUUGACGAGUUCGCCACCACGGGGCGCCUGCUGUGCGAGGCGCCCCCGGGCGCCACCGAGCGGGACAUGCUCCAGGUGGUAUUGGACUGCCAGCCACUCCCCACGCUCUCGCUUUGUUACGAGUCGGCGCCGGACAUCUCGCUGGCCUCUGACGCCAUGAUGGCCUUCCAGGACCUCGCCCGCAUCAACGCGUAUUUCCACCAGACGGACGCAGUGAACAGCCUCGCGAGGGUCAUGUGUCAGUACUUCGCACGGGCGUCUGCAGGAGGGCAGUUGACGGUCCGAUCUCAGAUCGCGCUGCGCGCCGCGCAGCAGUGUGUGGCGCAGUACGCGCCGCUCUUCAAGGAGGCGGAGUGGUGCUGCAUUCUGGAGGUCCUGCUGCAGCUGCGGGCGCUGGACCUGCUGCCGUCCCACCUCACCGAGCUGGACGAUUUCGCUGGCACGGACGGGACGCCGCUGGAGAGCCUGUGCGACCUCCGGCCGCCCUUCGCCCCGCCGCCGCCGGACGGCCGACCAGCUGGCGACAGUUUGCGGGCGUCGGCCAUCGCGGGCGCAGAGGAGCGCCGCGAGCUGGGUCGCAUGGAGUCCAGCGACGGCUUCCUGGAGAGCCUGGCGCGGUGGUUCGAGGACGAGACCCGCAGCGACGACGACGACGCCACUCCCUCCGCGGCCGGGCCGGGGAGCUCGCUCCUCGCGGGCCUCGUGGCCCAGCAGCCGCAGGAGGCCAGCGAGGACUUGCCCGUCUCGUGCACGGACCCGGCGGAGGUGUUCCGGCAGGUGAAGCAGUACGUGGGCCGCUCGGGCUUCGUGGACCUGUUCACCUCCGCGGGGGUGCCCGGAGGAGGGCGAGCGGAGGAGCCCCGCCGCAGGUGCUCGCCCAGGCCCUGGUGA
Molecule: messenger RNA, 3363 nt
Organism: Prorocentrum cordatum
Lineage: Eukaryota; Dinophyceae; Prorocentrales; Prorocentraceae
Source: the annotation of a GenBank genome assembly